AUGGCUGGGACCAACGAAGUCAACGUUAAUGAAUCCAGGACGGUGGUUCCAUUGAAUACAUGGGUCCUCAUCUCCAAUUUCAAGUUGUCUUACAAUCUUCUUCGUCGACCUGAUGGGACUUUUAACCGUCACUUGGCAGAAUUCCUUGAUCGGAAAGUGCCAGCCAAUGCAAAACCAGUUGAUGGGGUUGUCUCAUUUGAUGUCAUCAUUGACCGCGAAACUGGCCUGCUUACUCGAAUCUAUCAACCAGCCAAUGCUGAAGAAUCUGUGCUGAAUAUUCUUAAUCUUGACAAACCUGUGAGCAAUGAGGUUGUGCCUGUCAUAAUUUUCUUCCAUGGUGGAAGCUUUGCGCACUCCUCUGCUAACAGUGGCAUAUAUGAUAUUCUGUGCCGUCGACUAGUUGGUAUUUGCAAGGCUGUAGUGGUCUCUGUAAAUUACCGCCGGGCACCAGAACAUCGAUUUCCUUGUGCCUAUGAUGAUGGAUGGACAGCCCUGCAGUGGGUCAACUCUAGAUCGUGGCUUAAAAGUACAAAGGACUCAAAAGUUCAUAUAUAUCUUGCUGGUGAUAGCUCUGGUGGGAACAUUGUACACAAUGUUGCUUUAAGAGCAGUAGAAUCUGGAAUUGAUGUAUUGGGAAAUAUACUGCUCAACCCAAUGUUUGGUGGGCAGGAGAGAACUGAAUCUGAGAAGCGAUUGGACGGGAAAUACUUUGUCACCAUCCAAGACCGGGACUGGUAUUGGAGAGCUUUUCUCCCUGAAGGGGAAGACAGGGACCACCCGGCAUGUAACCCAUUUGGUCCAAGGGGUAAUAACCUUGAAGCUAUCAAGUUCCCAAAGAGCCUUGUUGUGGUGGCUGGUUUGGAUCUUGUUCAGGACUGGCAAUUGGCUUAUGCUAAAGGGCUUGAGAAGGCUGGCAAAAACACCAAACUUAUGUAUCUUGAGCAGGCCACAAUUGGUUUCUACUUGCUGCCAAAUAAUGACCAUUUCUACACCGUGAUGGAUGAGAUAAGUAAAUUUGUGUGUUCCAACUGUUAA
Prunus armeniaca (apricot) is the source of this 1035-nucleotide messenger RNA. NCBI's taxonomy places the organism in Eukaryota, Viridiplantae, Streptophyta, Magnoliopsida, Rosales, Rosaceae. The record is from the annotation of a GenBank genome assembly.